Anas platyrhynchos (mallard) is the source of this 3026-nucleotide messenger RNA. It is a transcript of the gene NR5A2, whose product is annotated as nuclear receptor subfamily 5 group A member 2. Gene Ontology annotation, cellular component: RNA polymerase II transcription regulator complex. Gene Ontology annotation, biological process: regulation of transcription by RNA polymerase II; hormone-mediated signaling pathway; tissue development. Gene Ontology annotation, molecular function: zinc ion binding; RNA polymerase II cis-regulatory region sequence-specific DNA binding; nuclear receptor activity. Lineage: Eukaryota; Metazoa; Chordata; Aves; Anseriformes; Anatidae. The record is from RefSeq and is a predicted model, not a curated record.
UCGAUCGCCCCCGGAGCUCAGCAAGUCCGCACCGGGGGCAGCUUUUACCCAAUCCGCCCCAAUCGAUAGGAAACGAGGCACCCGCGCUGCGGGCAGUGCCGCGCCUCGCCUUGGGUCGGAAGCACCUCUCACCGCCAAAGGUUUUCACCUCGGAGCGCGCACAACGGCGCUGAGCGCACGGAAGCAGCGCGGGCGGCAGAAGGGGCAGGAGCCGCUCAGCCCGCCCCGGUGGGCCCCGGCGGGGUGGGCGGGGGUCCGGCCGGGGUCACCGGGCAGCCCGGACCCCCGGCCCCCGCCGUGCCAGCGGGGCCUCCCCGGCUCUCACCGCCCAGGCACGAAACGAGCGGUUCGGGACAGCUCUGCAGGCAGUGCCGGCCGGGGAAGGGAGGCACGGCUCCGCCAGGGCACUGGUUUUUGCGCAAACGGUGCAGCGGCACGUUUCGCAAGAAGUUUUAGGGAAGGGAGCCCCGAAAAGCCAGACUAGGUGCUGGUGUCGCGGACGGUCACGGAGCCCCCAGCCCGGCCCGCAGCCGCCUUGUCAUGCUGCCCAAAGUGGAGACGGAGGCCCUGGGACUCGCCCGGUCGAAUGGGGAACAGGGGCAGAUGCCGGAAAACAUGCAAGUGUCUCAGUUUAAAAUGGUGAAUUACUCUUAUGAUGAAGACCUUGAGGAACUGUGUCCAGUCUGUGGAGACAAAGUGUCUGGGUACCAUUACGGACUUCUCACCUGUGAAAGCUGCAAGGGAUUCUUUAAGCGAACAGUCCAGAAUAACAAAAGGUACACAUGUAUAGAAAAUCAGAAUUGCCAGAUUGACAAAACACAGAGAAAACGAUGUCCUUACUGUCGAUUUCAAAAAUGCCUAAGCGUUGGAAUGAAAUUAGAAGCUGUGCGAGCUGACCGAAUGCGUGGCGGUAGAAACAAGUUUGGACCAAUGUACAAGAGAGACAGGGCACUGAAGCAGCAGAAGAAAGCUCUUAUCCGAGCAAAUGGACUUAAACUGGAAGCCAUGACUCAGGUGAUCCAAGCAAUGCCAACUGACCUGACAAUAUCCUCUGCGAUCCAGAACAUCCAUUCUGCCUCCAAAGGCCUACCUCUGAACCACACUGCCUUGCCUCCUACAGACUAUGACAGAAGUCCCUUUGUAACCUCUCCGAUUAGUAUGACAAUGCCACCCCACGGCAGCUUGCAAGGUUACCAAACAUAUGGCCAUUUUCCAAGCCGUGCUAUCAAGUCUGAGUACCCUGACCCUUACACUAGCUCACCAGAGUCAAUAAUGGGAUACUCAUACAUGGAUAGUUACCAAACAAGCUCACCAGCAAGUAUUCCACAUCUGAUAUUGGAACUCCUCAAAUGUGAGCCAGAUGAGCCACAAGUCCAAGCUAAGAUCAUGGCAUAUCUGCAGCAGGAGCAAGCCAACAGAAGCAAACACGAGAAGCUCAACACAUUUGGGCUUAUGUGUAAAAUGGCUGACCAAACCCUCUUCUCCAUUGUCGAGUGGGCUAGGAGUAGCAUCUUUUUUAGAGAACUUAAGGUUGAUGACCAAAUGAAGUUGCUACAGAACUGCUGGAGUGAACUCUUAAUUCUAGAUCACAUUUACCGGCAAGUGGUACAUGGGAAAGAAGGCUCCAUCCUUCUGGUUACCGGGCAACAAGUGGAUUAUUCUGUAAUAGCGUCGCAAGCUGGAGCCACCCUCAACAACCUUAUGAGCCAUGCACAAGAACUAGUAGCAAAGCUUCGUUCCCUACAGUUUGAUCUACGAGAAUUUGUAUGUCUCAAAUUUCUGGUGCUGUUUAGUUUAGAUGUCAAAAACCUAGAGAACUUCCAGCUUGUGGAAGGUGUUCAGGAACAAGUGAAUGCUGCUCUGCUGGACUACACAAUGUGUAAUUACCCACAGCAAACUGACAAAUUUGGGCAGCUUCUCCUGCGACUACCAGAAAUCCGGGCCAUCAGUAUGCAGGCUGAAGAAUACCUCUACUACAAACACCUGAACGGGGAUGUUCCUUGUAAUAACCUUCUCAUUGAGAUGCUGCAUGCAAAAAGAGCAUAAAUUAUACCCAUUAGAGCUUCUGCUUUCAAGGAAAAAGAUAUACUCUGAACUGCUCCGAGCAACACUAAUUAAAACGUGGUUUUAAGACUUUGAAAAAUGGUAUAAUAAUCAAAUACUAAUAGUAAAUAAGUGAUGUAUCAGGGUAUUUGUAUUGCAAACUGUGAAUCAUAUGCUACACAUCCCCAAAGGAAUCUCUACGGGACUUUAGACUGGAGUGAAGCGAACUUAACAAGUGGAUACUGUCACCAAUGUCAACAUGAAAAAGGACAGAAUGAUUCUUGUAUAUUUAUCUCUGCUGAUUGCCAAUAUGAAGAAAUUUAGGAAAAAAAAAAAAAAAACUGAUCUGUAUUAUCAAGCUAAGGUAGUGGGGAAUUUGAGUGCACUAAAUUCCUUCAUCGUAUAGCAGGACUUCUAAAACAGUUAUAAUAGAUGCAAAGCUGCAUCCAUAGCAUCUUCUACCAUCCUUCCAAGGACCCAACACUUACUUCUUCUGUGAUAAACGAUGUGGCAUCCAUUCAACAACCUGUAAGAGAGAGCUGGCACAGGCCACAUGCAAUGUAGUAUGGCCACCACAUGCUAAGAGGCCAGUUUUGACUGUCUCUCAGGCGUGCAAAUAGCUAAUAUGAAGAGUGUUAUCACGUGAGCUUGGCAUUCUUACUAUGUUCUGAAGUUUGUUUUGUCACGUGUUCAUGUUGUUAAAUCAGGCAGUAUCCCUCUUCUACUACUGUCAUUGGCUAGCAACUAAAUAUCAAAGAUAAACAUGCCAAAAAAACUAGCCAAAUCAGCUAUACACUUUACUAGUGCAGUGGCUAAAAUAUGGAUCUGCUAUAUAUUCGUGGCCAUUUUCAAAUAAAGGAAACAAAGAUAUUUUAAGCACCACCAAUUACAGCUUUUUUGACAAAAAGUCCUUUCUAAGACAAUGAAUAUUGAUGUUAAAAAAAAAAAAAAAAAAAAGAAAGACAAGAAGUAAAAUGCAUUUA